Pteronotus mesoamericanus is the source of this 1331-nucleotide messenger RNA. RefSeq names its product neurotrophin 4 (gene NTF4). The record is from RefSeq and is a predicted model, not a curated record. Gene Ontology annotation, cellular component: extracellular region; synaptic vesicle; axon. Lineage: Eukaryota; Metazoa; Chordata; Mammalia; Chiroptera; Mormoopidae. Gene Ontology annotation, biological process: modulation of chemical synaptic transmission; cell surface receptor protein tyrosine kinase signaling pathway; neuron projection morphogenesis. Gene Ontology annotation, molecular function: nerve growth factor receptor binding; growth factor activity. The transcript has a single exon. Bases 99 to 731 code for a protein of 210 amino acids.
CAAAGGCCCCACUGUGGUUCUGGUGUGCAGACCCCCCCCAAGUUGUUACCCGCUCCUCUAACUCCCGCUUCCCUCUCCACCCUCAGGUGUUCAGCGAGAUGCUCCUCCACCCCUCAUGGUCCCUCCCCAUCCUCCUCCUUAGCCUCCUCCCCAGUGUCCCGAUGGAGCCCCCUCCCCCGCCCUCACCGCUGCCUCCAUUUCCGGCCCCUGAGUGGGACCUCCUGUCCCCCCGAGUAGUGCUCUCCAGGGGUGCCCCUGCGGGCCCCCCUCUGCUCUUCCUGCUGGAGGCUGGGGCCUUCGGGGAGCCGCCGGGCAGCCCGGCCAACCGCAGUCGGCGAGGGGUGAGCGAGACAGCGCCAGCGAGUCGCCGGGGAGAGCUGGCUGUGUGCGAUGCAGUCAGCAGCUGGGUGACAGACCGCAGGACAGCUGUGGACCUACGUGGGCGCGAGGUGGAGGUGCUGGGCGAGGUGCCUGCAGCUGGCGGCAGUCCCCUUCGCCAGUAUUUCUUUGAGACCCGCUGCAAGGCUGACAACACCGGGGAAGGUGGCCCCGGUGCAGGUGGAGGGGGCUGCCGGGGCGUGGACCGGAGGCACUGGGUGUCCGAGUGUAAGGCCAAGCAGUCCUAUGUGCGGGCAUUGACCACGGAUGCUCAGGGCCGCGUGGGCUGGCGAUGGAUUCGAAUCGACACCGCCUGCGUCUGCACGCUCCUCAGCCGGACUGGCCGGGCCUGAGACCUGGGUCCAGGGACUGGGCAAGCAGAGGACGAGGAGAGCUGGAUGCUGGCGGACCGCAGGCGUGACCUGGCCGCUCUGGGCCUCGUUUUGGGAACUUGUUAAACAGUUACAAAAUCAUAGCUCUCUGAUUUCGAGAGCUCAAUCUGUACAUUUUGUAUGAGACAAAACCAAAUGGGGUUUUGAAGGAUGAAUAGGAAUUCUCCUGUGAACCCAAGGGUAACGAUGAUGGUGAAAGCCAAUAUUUUCUGAGUGCCUACUGUUUAUCAGCUCUAAUACACAACCUGUCAGAUCAGCUCUGGUAGAUCUGACCCUGGAGGCCUUUGGCUUCUAAGUUGCUGACAAUGUGAUCUCAGGGGACAUCACCUUGCCCAUCCUGGAUGGAGUGACUAGGAAGGAAUGUGUCAAGAAGCGGGUGGGGGGCAUAAAAACUGGAACAUGUAAGCAACUCGCUGGGAGCUGGGAUUCAAAUGGGAAGUUUACUAGGUCAGAUGGGGCAAGAAUGUUCUGUUUUGAGAUAGUGACCUACCCGUCACAGUAGGUACCCAAGAUAGGAGGUCAGGAUGCUAGAGAAUUUGGCCCUGGUGGGGGAUUAGAGUC